CUAAUCUUUUAACUGAAACAAACAGCCAUCCACACAAACACACACUCUCUCCAUUUUUUCCUCUUUGGUUCAAUCGAGUUGUUCAUAGAUCAGUAGAUGGCUGGUGUCCUCGAAACUCUUACUGUUCCCCGAACUUCCGGCUUUCCGUCGGCGUCUUUGUCUCCGAUCGUUUCUUCUCCUCUUUCUCGGCUCUCUGGUCGCCGGAAUAUUAUAAAACUGCCGGAAUCAAGAGGUUUGAGAAUCCAGUCGUUUGGUUCUUCCGGAUCGGUGAGCUUGAGAGCUAAAUCUGGUCGCCGUGGAGCACGUAUCGUAUGCGAGGCUCAAGAAGCCGUCCAAGUGCUUCCUGUCACUGAUGCAACAUGGCAAUCACUAGUCCUUGAAUCUGGUCUCCCUGUAAUGGUUGAAUUCUGGGCUCCAUGGUGUGGGCCAUGUCGUAUGAUUCACCCAGUGAUAGAUGAACUUGCAAAGGAAUACAAUGGGAAGCUCACUUGUUACAAGGUAAAUACUGAUGAGAGUCCUUCAAUUGCAAGCCGAUAUGGAAUAAGAAGCAUUCCAACUGUCAUUAUAUUCAAAGAUGGAGAGAAGAAAGAUGCUGUCAUUGGUGCAGUUCCUAAAUCAACCCUGUGUAGCUGCAUAGAGAAGUUCUUGUAGAGGUAUUGUUAUGUAUAUACAGUUCUAGAUUUGUUCUUAUUUAGUUCUAUAAUCUGUUUCAUGAUGUCUACCUUUUGAUGUCAUGAAGCAGAUGCUUUGGCCUUUGAGCAUCAUCAAUAAUUUCCCCGUAUAGUUGGAUCUUAAUGUAUUUUCUGAAGCCAAACUGCAAAAAAAUCAUUUGACAUGUUUAUUGUUUUCUUUUA
Lactuca sativa (garden lettuce) is the source of this 854-nucleotide messenger RNA. RefSeq lists its product as uncharacterized. NCBI's taxonomy places the organism in Eukaryota, Viridiplantae, Streptophyta, Magnoliopsida, Asterales, Asteraceae. Gene Ontology annotation, molecular function: protein-disulfide reductase activity. Gene Ontology annotation, cellular component: cytoplasm. The record is from RefSeq and is a predicted model, not a curated record.